GGGAAAAAUGGAUUAGAAGACCAUGGAAGUAGAGAAGAAAGUAGUUGAAAAUUGCAAAGAGGAAGAGAUGGAGACAAUAAUCAGCAAAAAGAAGCAACUUGGAGGAAUCAAAACUAUGCCAUUUAUACUGGCAAAUGAAGUAUGUGACCGAUUUGCCGGCGUUGGUUUUCAUGCCAACAUGAUAACAUACCUGACACAGGUGCUAAACUUGCCUUUCUUGGCACUUCCAGUUUCACUCCACUUAUUGGUGCUCUUAUUGCUGAUUCUUAUGCCGGCCGAUUUUGGAUAAUUAUCAUUGGUUCCAUUAUUUAUGAGCUGGGGAUGAUAAGUAUUACCAUAUCAGCAAUCAUGCCACAGCUCCGUCCUCCACCAUGUCCAACACAGCAGAACUGCGUAGAAGCUUCCCAUCUGCAGCUUUGGGUUCUUUAUGUUUGUCUUCUCCUGACAUCUAUAGGUGCUGGGGGACUUAGGCCUUGCGUUGUCACCUUUGCUGCUGACCAAUUUGACUUGAAAAAAUCUAAACAUGAUCAGUCUCAAAGUUGGAAUUUCUACAACUGGUAUUAUUUCUGCAUAGGAGUGGCUACACUUGCUGCUCUAACCAUAGUAGUCUAUAUCCAAGACAAUGUGAGUUGGGGUUUGGGUCUAGGACUUCCUACCAUUGCCAUGGCAUUAUCAAUUGUUUCUUUUGUCGUAGGGUCAUCUCUUUACAGAAAAGUAAAACCAGGAGGAAGUCCUUUGAUUAGAUUGGCACAAGUUAUUGUUGCCUCAGUGAAGAAAAGGAACGUCGUUGUUACUGAUCCUGCUUUAUUAUAUCAGAACAGAGAGGUGGAUGCUAUUAUCUUAUCUGAUGGCAGGCUUCUGCACACUAAUCAGUUCAGGUAAGAGCAUUUCAGAAUA
Nicotiana tabacum (common tobacco) is the source of this 897-nucleotide messenger RNA. Its product is annotated as protein NRT1/ PTR FAMILY 3.1-like. NCBI's taxonomy places the organism in Eukaryota, Viridiplantae, Streptophyta, Magnoliopsida, Solanales, Solanaceae. The record is from RefSeq and is a predicted model, not a curated record. Gene Ontology annotation, cellular component: membrane. Gene Ontology annotation, biological process: transmembrane transport. Gene Ontology annotation, molecular function: transmembrane transporter activity.